Molecule: messenger RNA, 1228 nt
Organism: Pseudopodoces humilis (Tibetan ground-tit)
Lineage: Eukaryota; Metazoa; Chordata; Aves; Passeriformes; Paridae
Gene: SRXN1
Product: sulfiredoxin 1
Biological process (GO): cellular response to oxidative stress
Cellular component (GO): cytoplasm
Molecular function (GO): sulfiredoxin activity
Source: RefSeq, a predicted model, not a curated record
AUGACUCUGCAAAACGGUGGGGCGGCGGCCGUGACGAUGACGAUGGCUGGGCCAGGAGGAAGCAAAGGGGCCCGGCUGGGCGCUGCGCUGCUCGGGGCAGAGCGGAGGGCUCGGCUGAGCAGAACAGAGGAAGGCCAAAGCCGGCCGGCAGCAACAGCCAUGGCUGAGGCUGUCGACAGGAGCAUCCAUACACAGCACAUCUCGGACGUGCACAACGUGCCCAUGCGUGUCCUCAUCCGGCCCAUCCCGGCAGAGCUGGAGCCGGGAAAGGUGCAGAGCCUGAUGGAGACCCUGCAGGAGGAUCCCGAGCGGGUGCCCCCCAUCGACGUGCUCUGGGUCAAAGGCAGUGAGGGCGGCGAUUACUUCUACUCCUUCGGGGGCUGCCACCGCUUCGCUGCCCACCAGGCACUCCGCCGGGAGACCAUCCCGGCCAAGAUCAUCCCCUCCACCCUCAGCGACCUCCGGACCUACCUCGGCUCCUCCACUCCUCACCUGCGCUAGCCCAGCACCCCGAGGAUGCCCAGCAGCCCCCUCUGUCCCUGGUGGUUCCGAGCCGUGAGCCCCUGGUGAGGAUGCCCAGGGGUCCCCAGCCCUGGGGAGUCCCCGGGGUCCCUCCAGCCGGGAGGGGUCAAGGUCCCCCAGACUUGGGGGGUCCCCGGGGUCCCUCCAGCCGAGAGGGGUCAGGCUCUCACCGGUACCGGGAGGCACCCGGCGGGGCCGGCAGGUGGCGCCAUUGUGCCGCGCUGCGCCGCCCGGAGCGACCCCGCGGACCGGGACGGGACGGGAUGAACCGGGACGGGAUGAACCGGGACGGGAUGAACCGGGACGGGAUGAACCGGGGCAUGGCGCAAUCGGGAAUAGCUGAACCGGGAUGGAGCAGGCUAAACCGGGGCACGGCUCAAGCGGGAAUAGCUGAACCGGGAUGGAACGGGCUUAAUCGGGGCAUGGCUCAAGCGGGACUGGCUGAACCGGAGCACACUGGAACUGGGACAAGUCACAGCUCAUUCGGAGAACAUCUGAACCGGGGAGGGGUACGGGCGUACUGGGACAUAACAGAAUCAAGGGCACAAGGAAGAGACACAGCUGACCCAGCAUGGCCAGUCCCCAGCCCACCCUCAGCGAUUCUGGGCUCACCUGUCAUCCCAGUCUCCGUGGGGAACAUCUCCAAAAUCCUGUGGUGGGGACAUCUGCUGCUGCACCUGGAAUAAAGAUGAUCAAAACCCCUGCA